This is a messenger RNA of Dimorphilus gyrociliatus, 3697 nucleotides long. The record is from the annotation of a GenBank genome assembly. NCBI's taxonomy places the organism in Eukaryota, Metazoa, Annelida, Polychaeta, Dinophilidae.
GAUGUGGCGAUGGAAUGUAUCAAUUUUAAACUUAUUUUGGAUAUUUACACUAUUGUUUUGGAUAACAACGGUCUUUGUUGUUGAAAAUGUAGUGGAUAUUUUAGAAAAUCCUAAAUUUCGAAUUAGACAUCGAGAUAAGAGAUUUUCGGAAAAUUCGUCUUUUAACGGAACGAAUUUCGUUACAAAUAAGCCAUCUUUUGUCCAAAAUAAUGGCACUACUGUUAAAUUCUUAACUACUGGCCUUCUGGAUGCGGUUAACAGUGAUACGAGGACAAAUGACUAUCCGUCCAAACAAGUUACUAACGAAUCAACUGCAAAUGUCACCUCGGAAGGAGAGACGUCAUCAAAAUCGCCCUAUAAUUCGACGUUAGCGUUAAGGGAUAAUACUAAAGGCUACUUUUCCAUAAAUAACACAUCUAAUGGAACAGAAAGUAAACCUGAAAAAACUGAAUAUUAUACCAAUCCUACUCAAUCUUAUUUAUAUAAUAACGAAUCGACCGUUAGUUCCCGCCUUAAUAAAUCAACCACUUCUGACGUUCAGCUUAUUCAAAAUUUAACAACUACUAAUUUUGUACAAAAUGAGACAUUUGCUAAAACUACAGUUAAUCAAUUAUUCGAUUAUAAUAAUACUCAACAAGUUAACACAACCUAUUCUACAAAAAUGAAUAAAUCCUUUACAACAACUUCAGAUUACUCAGUGAAAUCAUCUGUUCAAACAACAAUUAAAAAUCUACGUUCAUCUUCAAAUAUUACGAAUAGUGUCAAUUUUACAACUCCAUUGUAUUAUUCAAAUACUAAUAAUUUUACACUUUCGUUAAAUCAAACAACAUCUGUGUCAUCGGAGAUAUUUAAUGUGACUAGUGCAACAACGCCUAACCUUGCAAAUUAUACUACUGUCACAAAAAAAUAUGACAACAUUACAAGAGGUAUUAGGUAUCCAACGACCCCAUCCGUUUCCAACGCAAGCUCAACUGAGAAACGAACUGAUAGGCCAGAAUUUACGAAGACUGUGAGAGUUGUAUCUACAGAAUCGAUACCUGGAAUAGCUAAUGAAUUUAAUUAUACCGAUAAAAUCAAUAGUUCAAUGGAUUUAUCAACGCAAACAGAUGAUUCUAGUACUAAGUCUUCCUUUCAUCCAACAACAGUUGGUUCAUCUACAGUUACCAUGAGUCAGUUAGCAGAUGAUAGUUUAAUUACAUCAGAAAGCUCCGUUAAAGACAAAUCAACAUCAGCUUUAACUACACCUUCGAACAAUAACAAUAAUAAUGUAACUGAGGCCACUAGUAAGCAGAUUUCAAAGAGUACUAUCAAUCCUACUUCGAUAACAGAAAUGUUUCACCCUACAACGACGAUUAGCGGAAGCAAUAAAAGUGAUUUUGAGAAUUCAACAACGCUAAUUUCUGCACCGAAGAGUACAGUGAAGCCAGGAAACGUAACUAUUGACUACUUGCAAACAACAGAAAAAGAGGAAAUUAAAACUGUUAACACUUCAAGUAGUGAGAUUACGACUACAGAUAGUUCUGAAACGUCGAUUGUAACACAAGAAGGAUCACCCAUUGUUACACCUUCAAAUGACAAUGAGUUUUCCAACACUAUUAAUCUAGAUAAUAAAACAACUGCAAAUGAUGCCAACAGUGGCAAAAGUUAUCCUCCGAACGUAACACCGGAAUAUACAACAUUCUCCUAUGGCACUAAAGAGAAGGAUAAAGUGUCAAAGACAUACACUACGAAUGUUAAUAAAUUACAAACUGCGAGUGUUGUUAAUUUUACAAACACUAUGAAAAUUGACUAUAGUACGAAAUCUACGAGCUAUUUUACUUCUGAGGCGAAAACAACAGUUAAAAAUAUACCAACAACACAGCAAAUUUCUGUUAAAACUCUUGCUGCUUCAUCACCAACAACCAAAGUUGAUAAUGGAAAUUAUUCAUUUAAUUAUCAAACAUCAAUUAAAGACAAUUUAAAAAAAACUACACCAAAUUUAAAUUAUCAAUCUACCCAGACUGCUGAAAAUGACUAUACUAAAAAUACUUAUCCUAUUACUAUUCCAAAUAGUCCUAAAAAUUCUAUUACAAACACAAAAACACCUAUAAAACCUACUGAUGGGAGUGUUGACUCUGAAACGUUAACAGUAAUCGUUGUAGGCCUUUUAACCAAUGAAAAAAUAUCAAUAAUUAAAACGGAUAGCUUUUUAAAUGGCAUGAAAAAAGCUUUGGAAGAUUUGUACAAAAAAGGCUUAAAUCCUGAAGAGAAAUUGAAAAGAUCAACUUCAGAUAUUAAAAUUAAGGUUAAGAGUAUUGAAGAAACAAAGAAAUAUAAAAAAUUGGCUGCUGAGAUUGUUUUUGAGGUGAUGGAAAAAUCGACAACAGUACCUGCAAAACGAGUCUCGGAAAUUAUGAAUAAAGUUGGAAAUUCCUCUAUACAGUCUAAGAUUGUUGGACGUACGGUUCUAAAAUCGCCUACUCCGUUUGUUGUAUCGACAACAAAUAAACCGCCUACGACAGACAAUCAAAUGCAACUACCUCUUCCGCCUUGGGCUUUUAUCAUUGUGAUCUUAGGAUCUCUGAUAGUAGUCUUUAUCCUAGUUAUAUUGUUCAUUAAGAGAUCCCAUUGCAAAUUAUUUCUAAGUAAGAAAAGAUCACGAAAGAAAAUCUUGAAGAUAAAAGCAAACAGGCAAUACGAAGAAUGGUUUGAAACUCUAAAUAAUGGUAAGAUUAUUGACAAAGUUUAUUCGGAUGAUAGAAGAGUGAUAGAGGAAACAGAAGGCGUUCUAAGUGAUUUGUAUUCUCCCGAUACAACAUUACCACCUAUUUCACCUGCUGCUUCAUCAGAGAUAAAAUCACCUCCAAUUAAUCAGAUACAUCAACAAGUUGAUUUUACGGAAAUUGCUCCCAGUGAACGUAUUGAAUUGUUACCUCCACCCGUAAAGCAUAAAGAUAAAGAAACUAGAAAACAAAAAGAAAAGAGGCCAAUUGAUAAGACAAAUAGCGGAGAAAUAGCUCAAAUUUUCCAACCAGAAGGCUAUGAUCUACCUAAAUUUGAAAUUCUUCGAGUAACUGGAAAACGUGUUAAAACUCAACAACUAGAUGAGCCUGUUGAUCCAGCUACCAUACACCCUAGCCAAUAUAUACCAAAGAGUAUUGUACGACCUGUUGUUAUAAAGACAAGAGACUAUUCUCCCCAACCUCCAGUAGUUAAUUCACCAAGGCAGGAAAAAUCUAAGAUUCAGAGCGCCAAAAGAGAUUUUUCCCCACCCCCUUUUCAAAAUGAUGAAAAUUCACGAGUAGAAUUUGUAAAAUUACCCCCGCAGUCUCCAACUAAGCUCUCUGAGGACCGUAAUCGGAGUUCAUUUAGACCAGUAAAUGGCCCCAAAAUUGUCACACCAAUUAAGACGCCACUGAACGAUUAUCCUCAAGUACACAUUACGAGAAUAAAAUCUGAUGGAAGGACCAUGCAGAGGAUUGAGCCUUACGGAGCAUCUGCUCAUUCAGAUGAUGAUAAGAAGACUGCAAAUAAAUCGAAUAAGUUAACUGAAAUAUUAGAUCAGUAUUCCACACCAGACAGAUCUUUAACUAAACAACCUAUUGAUAGAUUGCCAAAGUCCAUUCUAAAAGAUUUAUAUCCACAUAUUUACGAAGCAAAAAUCUUAGAAGAAAAGAAAGCUGACGAUGAAUUAUUUGAUCAUGUGUGCUACCCCUGA